CUUUUAAUCCACCUUCACUUCCACCUUUUCUUCCCUUGCGGAUAAUACACACAUCCUACCUGUCACCCGCGGUAGCAGGCAACACCACUAAAUGAUUGCACCGAAUUUUUCGGAGUUAACCAGCGGCUGUGUCGAGCAGGCCUGUCGCUCUAGCCUCUUCGACCUGCCCUCCGAGCUCAUCAUUGAAGUCCUCCGGAAUGUAGAUCAUUGCACAAUACUCAGGUGCUGCUCGGUUUGUCACCGGCUCAAGCACAUUAUAGACGAUGCUCUCGAGCUGCAAUACAUCAUCGAGCUCGCCCUCGACGGCAUGGUCGACGGCCCGCCCAGCACGCUCUCCCCGGGCGAGCGCCUGCUGCUUCUCCGGCGACGAAGACGCGCGUGGCACUUUCUCGAGUGGAGCAAGCAGCACAUCGUGCCCAUGCCCGGCUCAUGCCAGGCGUACGAGCUCGUCGGUGGCGUCUUCGCCAAGACGGCCAGCACGGACUUCAUCGUCGCGGGCUCGCGCCAUUUCAUGGCGACGUGGCUGCCCAGCACCGGCACGGGCGUCGCGGCCGGCGACGAGGGCCCAAGGACGCUCACGAGGGACGACAUCGGCAUCACGACGCGGGACUUUGCCAUUGAUCCGUCGCAGGACCUGAUCGUGUUCGUGAAAUCCGAUGAGCUCAACUUUGGGAUGCCAGACACGCUUACGCUUGUGCUGCGUGCGAUAUCUACGAACGAGCCGCACCCCGAAGCGCGUCUGCCGACGCUGACGUGCUCUGUCCAGUUUCCGCUCAAUAGCGCGUUUAUUCAGAUCGUCGAUGAUGUGGUCGGCAUGCUCUUUUACUCCGAGUUUGAGCGUGGACCACGCAUUGUGAUAUGGAACUGGCAUGACGGAAGCAUACUCGUUGACCGAAGCCACUACGACCUUCCACAUCUUACAUGGGACUUUUCCUUCCUCUCUUCACGCGCCUACAUCAUCACCUGCGCAGCCGGCCCAGGAUCGAUCGAGAUAUUCACAUUCGACGCACCAAACCCAUCACGCGUGCCCGUUCAUGUCGCAAAGCUCCAGCUUCCACCACUACAGCCUCGUGUGCAAGUCGUCGGCGUAACAGCGCACACCGGUCCAUUUGUCGCGCGUGUUCCUGCCGGCGUGCCAUUCGCCCCGAACAACGAUGAGCGGCUACAUGUCGUCUCGAUGCAGUACCGCACUCAGCCGCAGGACAUGCCGGGGUCGAUGCCACGAUUCUGUGUGGUAUUCAAGAAUAGUCUGCCGAUGGAGUACAUUCGGAAGUACCGCGAAGAGAAACUUCAGGAAUGCGCCACUGUGCUGUGGCACAGCUGGGGGCCGAUGAAGACGCGGUUCCUCCCGCAGCUGGCACCGUUCCAGUGGCUGCGGUACGUGCACGGCAUGCGCUGGGUCGUGCCCAUCUUGCCGGUGGCGGAACGAGGACACCGCGUGCAGGUGCUGGACUUUAACGUGAGGAACACGCGCCGGCAGGACUUUUUCGCGACGUCGUCCGCAAGUGGGGACGGAGAGUCCGGUUCGAGGUCAGCGCCUGCGUACAGCUCGCAUGUUGCACCGGCGUCUCCGUCCGAUUGUGGUAGUCCGUCGAGCUGCCAUGGGCCUCCGGCCAUGUCGCCGUCAGAGCUCGACAACGGGGUGCGGUCGGCGGGGGGAGCCCGGGUGACGGUCCACACGAACGUAGACCGGGUCGCGGAGAGCAUCUUUGUGACCCCCGUCGUCAGUUUCCUACCGUACAGACUAGCCGAGCCGACCGGGAUGGGGCCGUACUCUGGCGUGAUGAUUGACGAAGAGCGUCUGAUCGGGCUCGAGCAUCCCGCGUUUUCGAACGGGGACAUGAAGCACAUCCACGUGUUCACGAUGUAGGCGGACUGUGGGCUUUGUUUCGUCUGGGACUUGCGGUACGAUAGGGAUUUGGAAGACUGAGGCUAUUAAUCAGUGUACAUACAUCAAUUGUACUACACAAACUCUGCUUGAACUACUAGGAUUUGC
Coniophora puteana RWD-64-598 SS2 is the source of this 1996-nucleotide messenger RNA. RefSeq lists its product as uncharacterized. The transcript has 5 exons. Gene Ontology annotation, molecular function: protein binding. NCBI's taxonomy places the organism in Eukaryota, Fungi, Basidiomycota, Agaricomycetes, Boletales, Coniophoraceae. The coding region runs from base 92 to 1870 and encodes 592 amino acids. The record is from RefSeq and is a predicted model, not a curated record.